GGAAGGGGAGGAGGAGGGGGGGGGGGCAGAGAAGCUAGCUAGAUCCUCCCGAUUAUAGGAGCGCGAGCGCGUUCAUGUUGCACGCGGCGGGAUUUACUUCGUGAUUAUAAAAAAAAAAAAAAGUCCGCGUUUCCGGAGAGAGGAAAACCGCCGCGAGGAGGGCACUUUGUCUUUCUUCAUAACGGGAACAACGGAGCCGGUUUUCGGGGGGGGGGGAAAGAAAUCCGAGCCCCCCCCGCUCCCUCCCCGCGCGCGAGUGAGUCCACGUUAGCUGGCCUAGCCCGGACUCCCAAAAAGAAAACACACCAGAAUGGGGUCUAGGUCCACCCGGAUUAGCCUGCUAGUGGAGUGACCUUUGAUUCCGUUCCCCCGAUGGCACAUUUCACGAGCUACCAGGAGGGUAAAGCGGUGGUGCUGAUGGUGGAGACGCAGCAGAGGGACGCGGGGACGAAAGCUGCGGCCGCGAACGGAGACUGCUCCGUCGGGGAACCCCCUUCUCCGGUAAUUAAUAGCGGCGGAGGAGAAGGAGGAGGAGGAGGAGGCGGCGGCGUCGGCGCUCGCUUCCAUCAACUACCGCCCUGCAACCACCUCCACCAUCACCUCCUCCACCACCCGCCGAAGGAUCAACCGCAUCACUACCAGCUGGCUCCGCAGCAGCAGCAUCUCUCCGGGGAGAGCGUCGCAGAGUCCCCGGGAAGGAGAGCCUCCCCCUCGCCGCUCAGCCAGGUACAGCCCGCCGAGGACGCCGCCGCUUCCUCCGCCGCCGCUAGCGGCAGCAGCAGCAGCGGCGGCGGCCAUGUCUACGCCGCCGUUAACGUCGCGAGCGCGUCAGACGCCGUGGACGAUAUUCGCAAAUGUGGCUACUUGAGGAAGCAAAAACACGGACACAAGAGGUUCUUCGUGCUCCGGGCCGCGAGCCACCUCGGGCCGAGCCGCCUGGAGUACUACGACAGCGAAAAGAAAUUCAGGAGCAGCCUGCGCUCCGCCGCCGCCGCUGCGGCAGCGAACGCGAGCGGUGGCGGCGGAGCGGCCGCCGCUUCGCCCCCGAAAAGGGUUAUUUACCUCUACCAGUGCUUCACGGUGAACAAAAGGGCGGAUUCCAAAAACAAACACCUCAUCGCCCUCUACACCAAGGACGAGUACUUCGCCAUCGUGGCCGAGAACGAGCAGGAGCAAGAGGACUGGUACGUGGCCGUGAGCGAGUUGAUGAGUGAGGGCAAGAAAGGGCACGUGGAUUCAGAUGAUCUGGACGAUGGGUACGGGACGGUCACACCUGGCACGGUGUUUAAAGAGGUGUGGCAGGUGAACGUGAAACCUAAAGGACUGGGACAAACUAAAAACCUCACGGGUGUGUACCGGCUCUGCCUCUCGACUAAAACCGUCCACCUGGUGAAGCUGAACUCCGAAACGCCGUGUGUCAACCUGCAGCUGAUGAACAUCAGGCGUUGUGGACAUUCGGAGAGCUUCUUCUUCAUCGAGGUGGGGCGCUCCUCCUCCAUCGGGCCCGGUGAGAUCUGGAUGCAGGUGGACGACUCCGUCGUGGCGCAGAACAUGCACGAGACCAUCCUGGAGACGAUGAAAUCCCUAAAGGCCUUCGCCGAGUUCCGGCCGCGGAGCAAGAGCCAGUCGUCCGGCUCCAACCCGAUGCCGUUCAUCACGACGCGGCGCCACCUGGGCAACCUGCCGCCGAGCCAGACGGGGCUGCAGCGCCGGUCGAGGACUGAGUCGGUCGUCGGCACGCCGCCGUCGAGCAAGAGCUCCGGGGCCAGUGGUUACCGCUUCCGGACGUCCAGCGAGGGCGAGGGGACGAUGAACCGGCCGUUCCGCUCCGCCACAGGAAGUCUGGUGCACCUCAACUCGACGCGGGCGCAUCACGGGCGCCAGGAAGGGGGCGUCGGCAGCAGCAGCGGCGGUGGAGGCGUUGCAACAGGUAAUGCCGGCACGAGCACAGGCAGCAGCCGCUACGUCAGAGCCAUCCAAGGGGCGGCGUCCAACUACCACGCCCGCUCCGCCUCGCUGCCGGUGUCCCACUUCCCCUCCACCACCAGCCCGGUGAGCGUCUCCUCCAGCAGCGGCCACGGCUCCGUCUCCGACACGCUCACCCGCCCGUCGAGCGCCUCGAUAUGCGGCUCCCCGUCCGACGGCGGCUUCAACUCCUCGGACGAGUACGGCUCCAGCCCCGGCGACUUCCGGUACUUCCGGGUGCGGAGCAACACGCCGGACUCCCUCGGCAACACCCCGCCAAUUAGAGAGGAGAACUGUCUGAACGACUACAUGGCCAUGAGCUGGAACCGGGAGGUCUUCGGCAGCGGGGGCGACACGCCGCGGGACGAGAGCACGUCGACGGCAGACGACGAGCGCCUUUCUUCAUCGUCGUCGUCGUCGCUGAGGAGGAGGACGCACUCCUUCUCCAGGCCGCCCGGCGGUGCGACCGGUGGCGCCGGGGUCGCGGUUUACCAGAAAAUGACCCAGACGAACUUCUCGUUGGACGAGGGGUCGGAUGCCGCGUUGCCAUUCGGCGGCGGGCUGCUCCGCGGCGGGCCGUCUUCCUCCUCGUCCUCGCUCCGCUCCGACUACAGCUCCUGCUCCGAGCACAGCCAGCAGAGCCGGCCCUCCACGCUCUCCGGGACUGAGGCUGCCAGCGGCGAGCGCCCGCCGCUCUCCUCCUCCUCCGCCGCCAAGGAGGACAGCGGCUACAUGCCUAUGUUGUGUGGCGUGGCUGCGUCGGCGCGGGACACACAUCCCGACUACAUGCCUAUGCAACCCAGCUCUUACACCCACCCCAUCUCCCAUUCCCCUCAGUUUCACAGUCCAGCAUUAGGCCCCCGUUCAGCCCACCACCAACAACAACAACAACCCCCCCAGCUCCAAUGCUCCACAGACUCCCACGGCUACAUGAUGAUGCUCCCAGGGGGCGGUGGCGGCAGCUCUCCCAUCUCAGGCCAGGCCUCCCCCGGCCCUCACUGCAGCUCUGGCACGACAGGUGCCGGUGCGAGUGACAGCAUAGCAGAGCGACCUGAGAACGGGGAAUAUAUGGACAUGUCGUAUUGCGGCGGCGGGGGGGGGUGCAAACUCUCAAAUGAAGGGACCGGUGGGUAUUACACACCCGGCACCCCCGAGGGCACCCCAAAGUCAUACAGCCCUUAUUUCUCCCUACCUCGCUCCUACAAAGCUCCCACCAGAGACGAGAAAGAGUACGGGGAGUACGUUCCCAUGAGUUCUCCCUCUAAGCCAGUCUAUUCAUCUGUCGCCACGACCAGUAUGUUAACGCCGGAGAAGAAGGGCGGAGGAGGGAGCAGCCCCUCCACCCCCUCGCACCCACCCCCGCCUUACGGGGCUCACCAUACGACCGCGGCGAUAACUGACCGACGCGUGGCGAGGCCCAACCGCCUCCCUUUAGGCAGGAGGAGUUUCCACGGCCCGCUGCGGGUCAGUGAGCCUUCCGCGGCGUCAGCCAGCAGCUCCACCUCGGUCUCUGCCGCCGUCGGCCCGUCUGAAAGGCCCUCCAGCCCCGGGGAGUAUAUUAACAUCGAGUUCGGGGAUCACUACCCCCACCAACAACAGCCCCCUGCUUAUCCCCUCUCUGCCCAAGACGAAGCGCCUUCCCUGGGAUCUCAUGACCACAGUCGCUCCCCUCACCAGGACUAUAUGAGCGUGGAGGUGGCGGCGGACCAGCAGGACGGCGCCAGCCGUCUGGGUAAAAACCAGUCGCCCAGACCCAGCCUCGUCGCCCCCUGGAACCCGCCCAGCUACAUCCGACCCCUGGCUAGCAACCCCGGGGUGCAGGCCACCCCCGGGGCCUCUGCCGGAGGUCACUGGAGGUCAAUGGGGGACGACUACACGGACAUGACGUUCAACCCCGGCAGAGGGGAGAGGACGCAAACCAGCCCCACGGCCAUGCUGCAGCACCUCUGCGUGAUAGAGGGGCGUUACGGCAACCCUCCCCCCACCUCCAUUUCUCCCCCCCUCCCUCCAUCGAGCCCAGGAAGGGCGCCGACGCAACAGCUGGAACCCAAGGUGGUUCGCGCCGACCCCCAAGGCAGGAGGAGGCACAGCUCGGAGACGUUCUCCUCCACGUCCUCCUCUAAUUCAACCCCCUCUGGAGGAGGACCCGCUCCCGCCUCCUCAUCCACCCACCCGCCGCUAGCCAACUCCGCGGCCCCCAACGGCUCGUACCUAACGGAGGGUCAGGCUUCCAGGUGGGCCAGCUCGGCGUCGUUUGACAGCGUGUGGGUGUCCAUGGAGGGUCUGGGGGUCUUGCCGGCUCCCCAUGCCCCAGUCAGAGCCAUGGAAAUGGGCAUAGCCGGCGUUUCCUCCUCGGGGGCCGGAGCCGGCAGAAUGUGUAGGAACAUGUCCGUGGGCUACCAGAACGGGCUGAACUACAUCGCCCUGGAGCUGAGGGACGACGGGAGCAACGUGGGCGACGUGACGCCGGGGGCCGGCGGCAGCAACGGGAGCACGGCGGCAACGAUGGCGACGGCGGCGGCGGCCCUGCCGGAGAACGGAGCCUACGCCAGUAUAGACUUCACCAAAUCUGACCGCGUCACCACGACACCCAAGGACUGAGCGACGGGACGUUAGAGGUUCCCCUCCUCCUCCUCCUCCUCCUCCUCAUCUCUCUGACCUCUGACCUCUGGAUGCAGAAAACAAGAUGACAAACAGAUUUUGUGUCAUCUUUUUAAUUUUUUUUGGUCUUUUUUUUUUUUUUUUAUAUAUAUGCAUAUUCUUGUCUUUGUUGUUGUUUUUGUUGUUUUUUUUAAAAUCACAAUGGAUGCUGCCAGUGUGCACGCUGCUCUUUCCAACAGACAUCGGCCAGUGGGCUCUGGUUGGGGGGGGGGGGCGGGGUCUCAUCAUCAUCAUCAUCAGGUGGUUCUUCUUCUCCAUACGGUAUUAAAAAGGGAGGCUGGAUAUUAAGCAACGGCAUUAUGGUACAAACUUGGAAAAAAAAUGUUUGCGUUGAAUUUAAAAUAUUAAUUUGUAUCUUUUUAUUAUUUUUUACCACCCCUCUUGCGUAAUCCUUCCCGCAACACGGUACAUUUAAUACACAAACUCGUAGUAUAAAAUAUAUAUAUAUUUUUUACAUUAUUUUUGCCGCUUCAUCAAAAUCGCAUUCUGUAGCAACUCGUUGUUAUUUAUUCGUUGCAAUCGGUACAAAUACAUUUCUGUUGCUCUGCGAAUAACGGUUGUGUUUCUAAAUUAUGGGAUGGUUCGGGCUCGAGCUACGAGCGGUCUGGCAUCGAUGACCUCGUCCAGCACCAACAGCGAACUGGCCCUUUAAAUAAUAAUAAUUAGAGGAGGAGGAGGAGGAGUUCGGUCGACUCCUGUUCUCUUUUCAGUUUUACCUCACGAGGUCCGUCGCACAUUUCAGGUUAGCGAGGGAGCGACACACACACACACGCACACACACACACACACACACACACACGCUGUGAAAGCUUCAACAAAAAGCACAAAGUACAGACAUUGACUGGGAUGCAAACACUAAGACUGACGCAGACGCACACAUGAAGUCUCUGCAAGUGAAACACACCCACACACACACACACUUACGCACACACACGCGCGCGUACGUAUUGAGAGACAUGUCGCGGGCACACGGCCCUUAUACAGUCGGUCACGCAGCCCUAUUUAAGCGAUGGUAACUCCAAUGGGCUCUUUGUCAGCGGCUCUUGAUGACACACACACACACAUAUAUGUAUGCUACAGUUUUCGUCAGCGGCUCUUGAUGACGCACACACACACACACACACACAUAUAUGCAUGCUACAGUUUUCGUCAGUGGCUCCGGGUGACGUAAAGAGGAUUUUCAGUAACCUGAGCUGAUGCCCGUGUUUAAAGAAACAAAGACCGACGGCUAACGCAUUUAUUUUCUUUUUUAUUAUUUACUCAUCUGCAUCCCAUUUUUCUUCCUCCUUUUUUUUUUUUUUGUACUUCCACGUUAUUAUUUUUAAUUACUUGGACGGAUGAAUGCCUGUCUUUAUUUUAUAAAACUAUUUUUAAAGGGCCCGGCAGAGCGGAGGGAUCUUUAGAUCAUUCUCAAAGAUCCAGUUUUCGUUGUGACCUCUCCAGACUCUGAAGCUGCAGUAUUUUUUUUAUUUUUUUUUAUGUAGUAUUAUUAUUAUUAUUAAAUGACCUCAAGAUUCAUAACUUGCACGUUCAGCUUUAAUAGCUUUUUAUCAUUUUUUGCUUCAACGGUGUCCUGAAAGAUAUUUUUAUUUGGUGUGACCCAAGCCAAAAAAAA
This is a messenger RNA of Cyclopterus lumpus (lumpfish), 6241 nucleotides long. It is a transcript of the gene irs4b, whose product is annotated as insulin receptor substrate 2-B. The coding region runs from base 373 to 4566 and encodes 1397 amino acids. Gene Ontology annotation, molecular function: insulin receptor binding; phosphatidylinositol 3-kinase binding. The transcript is spliced from 2 exons. Gene Ontology annotation, cellular component: cytosol; plasma membrane. The record is from RefSeq and is a predicted model, not a curated record. Lineage: Eukaryota; Metazoa; Chordata; Actinopteri; Perciformes; Cyclopteridae. Gene Ontology annotation, biological process: insulin receptor signaling pathway.